GUAUUAUGCAAGAGGAGAUGCUGAAAAUGCAAUGCGAUACAUCAAUGGAACCAGACUUGAUGAUAGGAUCAUAAGGACAGACUGGGAUGCAGGUUUUAAGGAGGGUAGACAGUAUGGUCGUGGAAGAUCAGGAGGCCAGGUUCGAGAUGAGUAUCGGCAAGACUAUGAUGCUGGAAGAGGUGGCUAUGGCAAAACUGUUCAAUGCCAGUGAAUAGUGAAUGACUCAUCAGCCUCACAGGAGAACUAAAUCUGCAUUGUAAAUGUCACCAGGCACAAAGUAGGUCUGUUGCACACAAAUUUAUGUAGCUAGAAAUUCACAGAAACUACUAUCCGCGUUCCUGUGAUCACAUAGUAUGUUCAAUGUCUCUUCCGUUUUAAUACCAGGAUCCAAAGCAUUACAGAGUACAUUAACAGGGAGGACCUGGGAGCAAGGUUUUAAGCAAUAGUACGUGUGAGGCUUUGGUCUCUAAAUGCUGCUGUAACUCUACUAAAAGGAGCAAAGGGUUAACGGUAUGGUGCUUUUUUUCACUGGCAAAACUUGAUUAUUCUAUCACUGGGUUUUGUUUACAUUGGUA
Messenger RNA from Fulmarus glacialis (Northern fulmar), 575 nucleotides. RefSeq names its product nuclear cap-binding protein subunit 2. The record is from RefSeq and is a predicted model, not a curated record. Gene Ontology annotation, biological process: mRNA cis splicing, via spliceosome. Gene Ontology annotation, cellular component: nuclear cap binding complex. The transcript has 2 exons. The annotation marks the transcript as partial. NCBI's taxonomy places the organism in Eukaryota, Metazoa, Chordata, Aves, Procellariiformes, Procellariidae. Gene Ontology annotation, molecular function: RNA cap binding.